This is a messenger RNA of Nicotiana tabacum (common tobacco), 384 nucleotides long. RefSeq lists its product as uncharacterized. The record is from RefSeq and is a predicted model, not a curated record. Lineage: Eukaryota; Viridiplantae; Streptophyta; Magnoliopsida; Solanales; Solanaceae.
AUGGGGUUGCACCAGGGAUCGGCUCUUUGCCUAUUUUUAUUUGCCUUGGCAAUGGAUGUAUUGUCGCGACACAUCCAAGGGGAGAUGCCUUGGUGCAUUCUAUUUGCCGAUGAUAUAGUGUUGAUUGACGAGACGCAUAGCGGAGUUAAUGCGAGGAUGGAGGUUUUGAGACAGACCUUGAAGUCUAGAGGUUUCAAACUGAGUAGAACCAAGACAGAAUACUUGGAGUGCAAAUUUAGUGACGGGACCCAUGAUGCAGAUGUAGAGGUUAAGCUUGAUGCUCAAGUUAUCCCCAAGAUAACGAGUUUUAAGUAUCUCGGGUCUAUUAUCCAGGGUAACAGGGAUAUUGACAAAGAUGUCGCACAUCGCAUCGGAGCAGGAUAG